CCUGGUACCGGCACUACUUCAUGUCGGAGCGCGACAUCUACUCGCUGCCCUGGAUGGACCACCCGAGCCUGGCGCACCUGUACGGCGCCGACGAGCGCGUGACCGAGGCGGGCACCGAGUACCUGCUGGUGCUGUCGCACGUGCCGCAGGGCACCGUGCACGACUUCCUCUGCCAGAACACGCUGCAGUUCCAGCAGAUGUGCCGCAUGGCCAUGACGGCCGUCAGCGGGCUGGCGCACCUGCACACGCCCAUCGAGCGCAGAGGCCUCGUCAAGCCGGCCGUGGCGCACAGGGACGUCAACAGCCGCAACAUCCUGGUGCGAGCCGACGGCUCCUGCUGCAUCUGCGACCUCGGCUUCGCCAUGAAGAUCAGCGGCGGACGGUACUUCACCAACGGCGAGGAACAGAACGCCGAAACUACCUCGCUGACAGACGUGGGCACGCUGCGGUACAUGGCGCCCGAAGUGCUGGAGGGGGCGCUGAACCUGCGCGAUUGCGAGACCUCGCUCAAGCAGGUGGACAUGUACGCCAUGGCGCUGGUGCUCUGGGAGAUGGCUACGCGCUGCGCCGACCUCUACCAGGGCCUGGACGUGCCGCAGUACCGGCUGCCGUUCGAGGCCGAGAUCGGCUCGCACCCGUCGUUCGACCAGAUGCUACUGGUGGCGCGCAAUCGCGCCCGCCCGCUCUUCCCCGACGUCUGGAAGGAGACGAACCCGGCGCUGCGCCAGCUACGCGAGACCAUCGAGGACAGCUGUCGGAACAGGACGGCGAGGCGCGCCUGA
Pollicipes pollicipes is the source of this 782-nucleotide messenger RNA. Its product is annotated as bone morphogenetic protein receptor type-2-like. The record is from RefSeq and is a predicted model, not a curated record. Lineage: Eukaryota; Metazoa; Arthropoda; Thecostraca; Pollicipedomorpha; Pollicipedidae. Gene Ontology annotation, molecular function: transforming growth factor beta receptor activity; ATP binding. Gene Ontology annotation, cellular component: plasma membrane; signaling receptor complex. Gene Ontology annotation, biological process: BMP signaling pathway; protein phosphorylation; cellular response to growth factor stimulus.